Molecule: messenger RNA, 1683 nt
Organism: Prorocentrum cordatum
Lineage: Eukaryota; Dinophyceae; Prorocentrales; Prorocentraceae
Source: the annotation of a GenBank genome assembly
UGCGCGCCUUCGAGAGCGAGACCGGGGUGCAGCCGCCCGUGGGCUUCUGGGACCCCCUGGGCUUGUCCAGCGACGGGAGCGCCUUCAACUUCGCCCGCAGGCGGGAGGUCGAGCUGAAGCACGGGCGCGUGUCCAUGUUCGCCACCAUCGGCUACAUUGUCCCCGAGUACUACAAGCUCCCCGGAUUCCUGUCCCCGUCCUACGGCAUCCAGUUCAGUGAGGUGCCGAACGGCUUGGGCGCCCUGUCCAAGGUGCCAGCCCUGGGCUGGCUGCAGAUCAUUACCCUCGCUGGCAUCACCGAGGUCCAGAUCUACAAGGACCCGGUGAAGGGUGAGCCGGGCAAUUACGGCGCUGGAUUCCUCGGUGUCAAGAGCAUCGGCCUCACUAGCAAUGGCUUCACGGACCCCGAGUACAGGAAGAUGAAGCUGAACGCCGAGCUCGCCAACGGUAGGCUCGCCAUGAUGGCUAUCAUCGGGAUGUUCUUCCAGGACGGUCUGACAGGGUCCGCGUGGGGCGAUUGGGCCCUCUACACCGACUCGCCCUUGCGCGCCUUCGAGAGCGAGACCGGGGUGCAGCCGCCCGUGGGCUUCUGGGACCCCCUGGGCUUGUCCAGCGACGGGAGCGCCUUCAACUUCGCCCGCAGGCGGGAGGUCGAGCUGAAGCACGGGCGCGUGUCCAUGUUCGCCACCAUCGGCUACAUUGUCCCCGAGUACUACAAGCUCCCCGGAUUCCUGUCCCCGUCCUACGGCAUCCAGUUCAGUGAGGUGCCGAACGGCUUGGGCGCCCUGUCCAAGGUGCCAGCCCUGGGCUGGCUGCAGAUCAUUACCCUCGCUGGCAUCACCGAGGUCCAGAUCUACAAGGACCCGGUGAAGGGUGAGCCGGGCAAUUACGGCGCUGGAUUCCUCGGUGUCAAGAGCAUCGGCCUCACUAGCAAUGGCUUCACGGACCCCGAGUACAGGAAGAUGAAGCUGAACGCCGAGCUCGCCAACGGUAGGCUCGCCAUGAUGGCUAUCAUCGGGAUGUUCUUCCAGGACGGUCUGACAGGGUCCGCGUGGGGCGAUUGGGCCCUCUACACCGACUCGCCCUUGCGCGCCUUCGAGAGCGAGACCGGGGUGCAGCCGCCCGUGGGCUUCUGGGACCCCCUGGGCUUGUCCAGCGACGGGAGCGCCUUCAACUUCGCCCGCAGGCGGGAGGUCGAGCUGAAGCACGGGCGCGUGUCCAUGUUCGCCACCAUCGGCUACAUUGUCCCCGAGUACUACAAGCUCCCCGGAUUCCUGUCCCCGUCCUACGGCAUCCAGUUCAGUGAGGUGCCGAACGGCUUGGGCGCCCUGUCCAAGGUGCCAGCCCUGGGCUGGCUGCAGAUCAUUACCCUCGCUGGCAUCACCGAGGUCCAGAUCUACAAGGACCCGGUGAAGGGUGAGCCGGGCAAUUACGGCGCUGGAUUCCUCGGUGUCAAGAGCAUCGGCCUCACUAGCAAUGGCUUCACGGACCCCGAGUACAGGAAGAUGAAGCUGAACGCCGAGCUCGCCAACGGCAGGCUCGCCAUGAUGGCUAUCAUCGGGAUGUUCUUCCAGGACGGCCUGACGGGCUCCGCCUGGGGCGACUGGGCCCUCUACACCGACUCGCCGCUGCGCUGAGGGGCUACACGCGCGCCAGCGGGGACGGGAACAAGGAGGAGGGAUG